AAUGUGCCUAUACGUUUCUAUUCUUAUGUGUGUGUGUUUUAUUUUAUGCGGCUUAUAAAUGGAAACCAAAAAAUUUCUAUAAAAUUUAACUUUUGACCUCUUGGAAAGGUACAUUAUUAAACGCCGAUCCUAUUAAUUUUAGAAAAAUGGAAUCCUUUAAACAAAAUGACGGUAAUCGUGAUGAAUUAAUCAUACAACAACAACGGGAUAUUGAAAAGGAAAUAAGUGAUUCCACCCCCUUAGUCGGUGAACUAUUACCUUUAACGUGUCUUUGGGCCGAGUAUAAUGGCGAUGACGUUUUUACUGCAAAAAUUCAAGAUUUAGCUAAAAAGUAUAAGUUUAUCAGACGCACUCGCCCUGAUGGAAACUGCUUCUUUCGAGCUUUUGCUUACUCAUAUAUGGAGUAUUUAAUUUCAAAUACCAGUGCAUAUAAAGAAUUCCAAAAGUUGGCAGAAGAUUCUAAAGACAAGCUUGUUGAGUUAGGCUUUCCUAGUUUUACAUUGGAAGACUUUCACGAAACGUUUAUGGAAGUUAUCAGACGCGUUAGUCCAGAUAACCCAGGGGGUCACAAUAAAGUUCAAAAUGAGCUGCACAAAAUAUUCAAUGAGCAGGGUUAUUCAGAUUACGUGGUUGUUUAUUUACGUUUAAUAACAUCUGGAAAACUACAAGAAGAGGCAGAGUUUUAUCAAAAUUUUAUUGAGGGCGAUUUCACUAUUGAAGAGUUUCGUCAUCAAGAAGUUGAACCUAUGUUCAAAGAAUCUGAUCAUAUCCAUAUAAUUGCACUAUGUGCAGCUCUUGGUGCUGGUGUACGGGUGGAAUACCUAGACAGAGGAGAAGGUUGUAUUGUUAAAGCCCAUGAUUUUCCUGAAGGAACAGAGCCGACGAUUUACCUAAUAUAUAGACCUGGUCACUAUGAUAUUCUGUAUCCAAAUUAAGUCGAGCCAUCUUUGUUUAAAUUAAGUCUGUAACAUAAUGUUAACUUUUUUUAUCGUAGGUUUCAAACAAAAUAAAAAAAAGACACUAACAUCUAAUAAAA
Messenger RNA from Drosophila obscura, 1036 nucleotides. Its product is annotated as ubiquitin thioesterase otubain-like. The record is from RefSeq and is a predicted model, not a curated record. Gene Ontology annotation, biological process: protein K48-linked deubiquitination. The transcript has 3 exons. Gene Ontology annotation, cellular component: nucleus. Gene Ontology annotation, molecular function: cysteine-type deubiquitinase activity; ubiquitin binding. Bases 147 to 935 code for a protein of 262 amino acids. Lineage: Eukaryota; Metazoa; Arthropoda; Insecta; Diptera; Drosophilidae.